Messenger RNA from Guyanagaster necrorhizus, 1292 nucleotides. RefSeq lists its product as uncharacterized. The record is from RefSeq and is a predicted model, not a curated record. The transcript has 3 exons. The coding region runs from base 414 to 1040 and encodes 208 amino acids. Lineage: Eukaryota; Fungi; Basidiomycota; Agaricomycetes; Agaricales; Physalacriaceae.
CACAUCUCUCUAAAAUUAUCAUUGGGAUCGGCACCUUCCGUCACGAACGCUUUAACCUGUCAUUACUUGUCAGGUUGUUGACCCGAUUCUUGCUAGCAACGACCUGCAGGCUUACGGUACUUCACCCCCAAAUUAAGCGCACUUCUCUAACUCGCCUCCUUUAGAAGACGGUAAAUGUUCAAGUGUCCCCCUGGGGAUGAAUUCUACGCGUGACGAGCGUUCAUCUUGAUUUGCCCGAAGCUUUCCGUAUUCUCUAGACCUCUUCCAGAUCACUCAUUAUUGCUUCUUUUACCGUUUCAAGGAUCCUACCCGAGAGUAUAUAAAGUCUAAUGGCCUGCUCUUUUCGCUCAGUCCCCGACUCUCUUUGCAAAGCUCCUGACUUGUACAUCAAGCCUUCUACUAGGUUUAUAGUAAUGGCUCGCGCACCUCUUUUCGCCGUACGGUUUGCCGCGUACUUCAUGGCAUUUGCAUGGGGUGCUAUCAGUCUAUCCAUUGGAUUGAACACUGUGAUCAAGCAGAACCGGCUCAAGUCUUUUCUACGACGGUCCGUCGCGCCCCUCGGGAUCACCCUCCGACUCAUUACUAACAGUGUCGUCCAUCCUGCCAUCGCCUCCGAAACUUUCUGUGUCAUCCUCUGCGUAUUUUCCAUCUUCACCCUCAUCGGCCUCUUCAUUUCAACAGCCUCAACCAAAACUGCUUUGAAAGUACAAGGGUUUCUUUACGCUUUCAUCACUGUCGCCCUCCUCGCCUGCCAGAUCCCUGUAUCUGAUGCGGUCCGAAGGAAGGGCGUUGUGAUUUCGGGAACCACUGCGGACGGCGACGCCGUUCCCGCGUCGACUCUCCUUGAGGCUGCUGCUUCUCUCGGCGUUGACCCUCUGUAUCGACGAAUUCACUUUAUCUUGUGGUUCGGGAUCAUUCCCUGGAUUGGAUUCCUCUUCAGUGGUAUCGCGUCCAUUGUGUCUUUUGUCGCCGUCAACCGUGUAGAGCCCCCUCUAGUGAUGUCGAAAGCUGCGGAGGCUGGCUUGACGGAGACGCCUUAAGCAGAUGGAGGUUGUCGAAAGAAAUUAUUGCUGCUUCAUGUGCUCUAGUGACGCAGGAGUAUCUGCUAUAAUGCUGAAACUUGGGAGGUGUGAGUUAUGAAGUGUUUGUGAUAUUUUAUGCCCUUCAUGUCUAGUUUCUAAGUACCCAGCUAGGUACGCAAUUGUUUGUAGCAGUAAUACUUCAUGUAUACUUUCGGCUUUUACUUAUGAAUUUAUUGUUUCAGAAACGUUGUUAACAGAGUUUUGUCAUGC